AUGGCUUAUCAGCAGCAGAAGAAGCCGGUCAGUGCCUCGUACAAGGUCACCACCACCAGUUCUUCCACUUCCGGUUACGAUGGUCACCCCUCGAAGACCUACGUCUCUUACGAUAAGGUGGCGCCCAUUAAUUCGCUGUCGUACAAUCCCGCAGCGGCAGUGUACGACUCCUCACGAUCGCCGCCGUACAUGGUAGGAAAUGACUAUCAGAAAAGUUACUCAGAGCAGCAGUACAGCUACCAGGUGCCCUCGGAGUCGAGCUAUCAGACGAACUACUAUCAGCCACAGCCCCAGCCUCAGCAGCCGUCGUACAGCAAACCGGAAGUGUCGUACAGUAGUAAGCCACAGCAGCAGCAGCAGCCUGCUUAUCAAGCGAAUUCUGCUUAUCAGCAGGCACCUCCGCCACCGCCACCAGCUUAUCAAAAGGCACCUGAAUCAUAUUCAAAGCCUCAGCAGCAGCAGUAUCAGCCGCCACCAAAAACCGAUUAUCAAAAGCCGAAAGCUGAGGCUUAUCAACAGCAGCAGCAACAGCAGCCGCCAAAGGAAUCCUAUUCUGCCCCUACUCCUCCGCCGCCGCCUUAUCAUCAGCAGCACAAGAAGCAGCAGUCGUACACGUCACCAUCCAAGGAGGAAAACGUGAAGAUCAUCUACAAAU
Molecule: messenger RNA, 655 nt
Organism: Rhagoletis zephyria (snowberry fruit fly)
Lineage: Eukaryota; Metazoa; Arthropoda; Insecta; Diptera; Tephritidae
Source: RefSeq, a predicted model, not a curated record